Aquila chrysaetos chrysaetos is the source of this 6276-nucleotide messenger RNA. RefSeq names its product fer-1 like family member 5 (gene FER1L5). Gene Ontology annotation, biological process: monocyte activation involved in immune response; macrophage activation involved in immune response; T-tubule organization. The record is from RefSeq and is a predicted model, not a curated record. Gene Ontology annotation, cellular component: membrane; cytoplasmic vesicle; T-tubule. Lineage: Eukaryota; Metazoa; Chordata; Aves; Accipitriformes; Accipitridae. Gene Ontology annotation, molecular function: calcium ion binding; calcium-dependent phospholipid binding.
AUGCUGCGGCUGCUGGUGGCCAGCGCCCACAUCCCCGGGGCCACCGGCUCCGGUCCCGGUGUGCACGUGUCUGCCCGCUUCAGAGGCGUCCCCAGGAGCACCCGGGUGGUGCCGGAGGAGCGCAGCCCCACUUGGAAUGAGACGCUGGCAUGGCCACUGGGCACGCGUCCCCUGCACCCCACGGCCAGCCUGACCCUGCGCCUCCGGCACUGGGGCCAGCCGGCACCCCGGGGGGACCUGGGUGCCACCACGGUGUCACUGGACCGGUUGGUGGCCAACCCCGGGCUGCCGCUGGCCCUCAGCCACGUCCCGCUGCUGGACCCGCGGGGACAGCCCACGGGGUGCACCGUCACCCUCCGCUGCUCCUACGUCCCCCGUGGCACGGCCGGGGACGCCGCGGUCCCCCUGCAAGGACCGGUGCCACCGCCGGCGGUGUCACCGGCGACAGCCCACCGCCCCGGCAAGCCCCCGGCAGGGAGGAAAGAGGAUUUCCAGGUACGGGUGAGGAUCAUCGAAGGCCACCAGCUCCAGGGCAAUGACAUCAAGCCGGUGGUGACGGUCCUCAUCGGCCAGCACCGCUUCAGGACCAGGAUCCGAGUGGGGAACAAUCCCUACUACAACGAGGUGUUUUGCCAAAAUUUCCACCGGACGCCCGCCCAGCUGGCGGCGGAACCCAUCCGCAUCCAGGUGCUGGACUCACGGGCCACCCGCGCCGAAGCCGUCAUCGGCGUCUUCCAGCUGGACGUCGGCACCGUCUACCGCGCACCGGGACGCAGCUUGAGCUGGAAGUGGCUGAGCCUGCAGCAUCCGAACCGCCCCGACGCCGGGUCCCGGGGGUACCUCCGCGUCAGCCUGGCCGUCCUUCGCGCCGGCGAGCCGGUGCCGGAGCAGGAGGAGCCGGCGCGGGACGAGGACGUAGAAGCCAACCUGCUGCGGCCACCGCCGUGUGCCGCCACGCUCCAGCUCCGUGUCUACCGCGCCGAGGACCUGCCGCAGGCAGAACCGGCUCGGCAAUGCCUUCCCUCGGUGCUACCGGCUGGCGGCAAGAGGGGCUUCGUGGCGGCGGCGGUGCGGGUCACCUUCGCCGGCAGGACGCUCUGCACCCGGGUGAUGCCCCCCGACGCCAACCCAACGUGGAACGAGGUCUUCUUCUUCCCUCUGCGGCUGCCCCCCAUCUGUGAUGAGAUCCAGCUGGCCAUCCUCAGCGGGUCCCGCAGCAGCAAAGUCCUGGGCACCGCCACCCUCCACCUCUCCCAAAUCUCCUCCGCCGGUGCCGAGCUUGAGGAGGGGACCCCCGGCUUCUCACCCUGCUUCGGACCCAGCUUCCUCCCCUUCUACGGUCCCCGGCCGGAUCCUGCCAGGACACCCAGCACCGACACCGGGGUGGCUUAUCGGGGUCGGGUGCUGCUGGAGCUCAGCACCCACAUGGGGACCCCGGACGGGCGCCAGCGAGACACCAUCGCCCCCGAGGACAUCGCCAGGGUGCAGCGCCACUUGCCCCGCCGCCGAUUCGGGUUGUGCGGGGUCUUCUAUUCGGCCACCAUGGUGCCAGCCGGCCCCGAGCUCCUGCGCUUUGAGCUCAGUCUUGGCAAUUACGGGGACACGGGCGAUGUCACCUGCAAGCCGGCCGCUUCCGUCACCCCGCACGGUUGUCCCCUCUUCGAUGGCAACCGCUAUCGCUACCUGCCGUGGUACGGUGACAAGCCGGUGGCGGCUGUCACCUCCUCCUGGGAGGACGCCGGUCACCGUUGGGAUACCCUAAACCUCCUGCGUGCCGUGUGCCGGCGGUUGGAGAGGAACGUGACGGAGCUGCGGGACGCCCGGGGGGACGCCGGGGGGGACAUCGGCAGGAGGCUGCUGCGUCAGCUGGCGCAGGACUGCAGGCGGGCACUGCCCCAGCUGGAGGCGCAGCCCACCCCCACGCCGCUGGACACCCACCUCCGGGCCGCCCGUCUUCACCUCCUCCGGCGCGUGGCCGCGGCGGCGGCGGUGCCACCGAGAGCCGGCUGGGACACGUUGCUGCCGGUGGCCGAGGGCUGGCUGCGACGUGUGGUUGCCUCGGCUGUCGAGCCACAGGCCGGCGUGCCCGACGUGCUGCUGUGGCUGCUGCAGGGGGAGCGGCGGGUGGCCUGUGCCCGCGUCCCCGCGACCGACCUCAUGUUCUCCCGGAGCGGCCCCGGCGCCUGCGGCAGGCUCUGCGGCCGGAUCCAGACCCUCUUCCUGGGCUCUGGGGACAUCCGUGCCCAGCUCCGGCUCCGUCUGUGGCUGGGACGGGUGGCCGACAGCGGGGACCUGCCACGGCACCUCGAGGGCACCCUGCGCGUCUACGCCGAGACGUAUGAAAACCAGACCAAGCUGUUGGGCAAGUGGGGUUCCCGGGGAUUGCUGGGGCGCCCCGGCUUCUCCGACAGCGCCGGCAAAGCGGGGCUCCCCCGCCACAAGAUCCGUCCCCCCAAGGGCUGGCGUUGGGACGGACCCUGGACCGCGGAGCCCCAGCGGCGGUUGCUGCUGGACACGGAGACCAACGUGGGCGAGGUGCUGGAGGAGGUCUACGAGAACGAGAGCCGGCGGCUCGGCGGGGAGUGGGCACCCGCCGCCGCGGCCAGCACCGACGCGAGCGGCGCGGCGGUGCCGCCGAAGGACGAGGUGGCGUGUCCCCAAGGUUGGCACGUCACCGACGGCUGGCGGGCGGACGUGACGGGGGCCGUGGAUGAGGCCGGUUGGGAGUACGGGGUGAGCGCGGCCCCCGGCAGCCCCCCGCCGGCGUGGCACGCCGUCGAGAAGACGUACCACACGCACCGGCGUCGGCGCUGGCUGCGCACCCGCCGCAGGGACCCCGGCGCCCAGGGACGGGAGCAGGAUGUGGCCGCCUUCCUCCGGCUGGUCGGGGCGCACAGCCCCGAGGCGGCGGCGGGGGCCGAGGCCUGGGAGUACGGAUCCCUCUGGGGCUGCCGCUUCCAUCUCCAGCCCCGGGCGGGCGACGUGUGCCGGCGGCGUUGCUGGCACCGGCACAUGGUGCCCACGCAGCCCUCGCCCGUGGCACCCCUCUUCCUCCUGGAGGGCUCCCUGGGCACGGAGGACCCGGCCGAGGAGGACAAGCCGGCUGCGGCAGAGCGGCAGUCGCGGGGCUCGAUCCGGACCCCCCCGCAGCAGCCCGUGCCCCUCAUCCUCUGCACCUUCCAGCGACCCAACUUCUUCCAGCUCCGCUGCUACAUCUUCCAGGCGCUGGAGCUGGCACCCCACGGCACCAAGGCCACCGCAGACCCCGUCGCCCACGUCUCCUUCGUGCACGUCAGCCAGAGCACCCGGGUGCUGCCCGGCACCCUGGACCCACUCUGGGACCAAACGCUGCUUUUUCACCGGGUGCUGCUGUACGGGGACCCCCGGGGUGUCCGGGAUGAGCCCCCCGCUGUGGUGGUGGAGGUCUUCGACCAGGACGGAGGGGGUGCCGGUGGUUUCCUGGGGAGGAGUGUGUGCACCCCAGAUGUUUGGCUGGACGUGGGACGCCGGCGGCCCCCCCGGCUUCGGCGUUACUCCCUGGGGGGGCCGGGGGGGCCGGCCGGGGAGCUGCUGGCCGCCUUUGAGCUGCUGCACGACGCCGAGGAUGGGUCCUUGGCACAGCUCAGCACCCCUCCGUGGAGGCAGGGGGUCUUCAGCGUCCCCCUGGGCAUCCGGCCCCUCCUGCGGCUGGUGGCACUGGAGGUGCUGGCAUGGGGGCUGCGGGGGCUGCGCAGUGGCGUGCAGGCACCCAGCCUGGAGGUGCAGUGCGGGGGCCGGACCCUGCGGACCCCCACCAUCACCGACCUCGCCGCCAACCCCAAUUUCCCCAUCAACGCCUUCCUGCUCAUGCUGCACCUGCCGGCGGAGGAGGAAUACGUGCCCCCCAUCCGGCUGCGGGUGACGGACACGCGGGAUUUUGGGUACCGGCCCGAGGUGGGGCAGGCUUGCGUGCGGAGCCUGGGGCAGUACUGCUGCCAGCCCCACGGCGAGGGGCAGCCCCCCGGCCCUGGAACCCCCCCGCCUGGCUCCGCGGCUCCCUGGGGCAGGAUAGCUCAGAUACUGCCCAGGAUCACCACUGAGAAGGGCGCUGCAGACAAGGCUGCGGAGGAGGAGGAGGAUGAAGAUGAAGAUGAGGAUGACUGGUGGAGCAAAUUCUACGCGGCCACGGGGGACAAAGCGAAGAGCCGGCGGGGGACCAACAGGGACAGACUGAAGAUCUACAGCUGUGAGCUGGAGGCAGUGCCCGAAUUCGAGGGGCUGCAGGAUUUCUGCCAGACCUUCCCGCUCUACCAGUCGGGGGGUCACCCCGUGGCGGGGGAGGACCCCGUGCCUGUGGGCGAGUUCAAGGGGCUUUUCCGUAUCUACCCCCUGCCCGAGGACCCUGGGGUGCCCCCGCCACCGCGCCACUUCCAGGAGCUGCCCCCCAGCCAACCCCAAAAGUGCCUGGUGCGGGUCUACGUCGUCCGGGCCUUCGACCUGCCCCCCCGCGACAGGAACGGGCUGUGUGACCCCUAUGUCCGCGUCUCACUGGGGGCGAAGACGCUGGGCCAGCGGGACCAGUACGUGCCCAACACCCUGGAGCCCGUUUUUGGCAGGCUGUUCGAGGUGACGGGCACCAUCCCGCUGGAGAAGGACCUGCGGGUCUCGCUGCUGGACUACGACCUGCUGCCACCCGACCAGGAGAUCGGCACCACCACCAUCGACCUGGAGAACCGCCUGCUCUCCCGCUUCCGUGCCCACUGCGGGCUGCCCACCCUCUAUCGCACCACCGGCCCCGGGCGCUGGAGGGACCAGCUCCCCCCCAGCCGGGCACUGGAGCAUUUUGCCCGCACCCGAGGGCUGCCGUCACCCGAGUUCAACGCCGAAGGCACCACGGUCACUUUUGGGGAUCACACCUUCCUCCUCAGCCACUUCGAGAGCGGCCCCCCCGUGCACCGGCAUCUCGGGGUGCCCCGCGAGCGCCUGGCCCUGCACGUACUCCGUGCCUGUCACCUCGUCCCCGAGCACCUCGAAACCCGCACCCUCUACAGCAGCACCCAGCCCGGGCUGGAGCAGGGCAAGGUGCAGAUGUGGGUGGACAUCUUCCCCGCCAGCCUCGGGCCCCCCGGGCCCCCCGUCGACAUCACCCCCCGCAAGCCCCAGAGGUACGAGCUGCGCUGCGUGGUCUGGAACACGCGGGACGUGGACCUGGGGGACACCAACCUGGCGGGACAGCGGAUGAGCGAUAUCUACGUCACCGGGUGGCUGGACGGGCUGGAGGAGCAGCGGCAGAGGACGGACGUGCAUUACCGCUCGCUGCAGGGGGACGGGGGCUUCAACUGGCGUUUCGUCUUCUCCUUCGAGUAUUUGGCAGCCGAGCAGCUCUGCGUCCUGCCCAGGAAGGAGCAUUUCUGGAGCCUGGAUGAGACGGUGCUGAAGGUGCCCCCCAAGCUCAUCCUCCAAGUGUGGGACAACGAUAAGUUUUCGGCCGAUGAUUUUCUGGGCGUCCUGGAGCUGGAGCUCACCAGGCUGCCGCAGCCGGCCCAGCACCCCCAGAACUGCACCCCGAUGGGGCAGGGGACCCCCCAAAGCCCCUGGCCCUGGCGGGGGGUGCGGGCCCCCUCCCGGCUGUCCCUUUUCCGGCAGAGACGGGUGAGGGGGUGGUGGCCCUGCACAGUGCAGGAGGGCGGCAAGCGGCGACUCUCGGGUAAGCUGGAGCUGAGCCUGGAGCUGCUGACGGCAAAGGAGGCGGAAGAGCGGCCGGCGGGAAAAGGCCGGGAGGAUCCAAACAUGUACCCAACGCUCCUGGCACCCGUGCGUCCCGAGUGGUCCUUCCUCUGGCUGCAGGCACCCCUGCGCAGCCUGCGCUACGGCAUCUGGCGGCAACACCGCUGCCGGAUCAGCCUGGGGCUGGCACUGCUGCUGCUCCUCGCCCUGCUCCUCACCUUCAUCUACGCCGCCCCGGGUUAUUUGGCCAUGAAGCUGGUUAACCCCCUCCAGAGCUUGCAGCUUGCCAGCGGCGAGCAUCCCGCGGGCGGCGCGGGCAAGCCCUGAUGUGACACCCCCGGGGAUCGCCGAGAGGAUGCCACCCAUCUGCGUCACCCCUUUAAUAAAGCCACAUCCAGUAACAGCCAAAGCAUCGACCCCAACUCCAUGGGCUGGGGGGACUGACAAAGGAGCUACUCCAUUUUGGGGAGCCCCAUGGCACUGGGACGUGGCCCCCGACUCGCUACGGCACUUGACAGCAUCGGUUUGGGGAGGAAAUGCUGCAUCCAGGGGACUCGGCCAUGACCAGGA